Malus domestica (apple) is the source of this 1306-nucleotide messenger RNA. Lineage: Eukaryota; Viridiplantae; Streptophyta; Magnoliopsida; Rosales; Rosaceae. The record is from RefSeq and is a predicted model, not a curated record.
ACUCAUGUCAAAUACGCACAGCGCGCAAGUUAACGCUCCAUGCGCUACGUAAACGACAUCCCCUCACAGAUGAACAGAGUAACUUCGCGGGUCCACGCAGCCUCACUCAAAAUCCAAAACGCUGCACUUCCAUUUGACCACGCUGUCCACCGCGGACGCGGAAGCCCUGUUACCUUGUACCUCCCGGCGCACGUUACCCCUUCCCCACGGUUACCUUGUACCUUCUCUCUCUCUCUCUCUCUCUCUCUCUAAACCAGUUUCCACUACAAGAAAGCUUCUGCGAGAGAAGUCGGGAAGUUAUCCUCUGCUUCGCUGCAUUUGGUGUUGGUGUUCAUAUUUGCUAAUGUGAGACUGAGCCCCAUAAUUUGAAGACAUAGUAUGAUUAGGGUGAAAGGAGUAAUCUGAUUUUCGACGACAUUAUCUUAUUUGUGCUCAAAGUUACACCUCUACUGGUUGAGAAUCGGCCAUGCCUCAUGCGGCUGCUACGCGGUUUUUGCAUGAUUGGAGAAGCCACAGUAAUCGUGGAUGCCGUAAUCCUGAUGCUUGUCUUGUAGGAAAGGGUCGAGUACAUAUGGUUGGCAUCAAUCUUCCGUCGCAUGGUUUGCGACAGGGUGCCUGCAGUCUCCAUCUUUUAAGCAGUGUACGCGUCCCAAUAGGUCCAGUUUCUUCCAGAUGCAAUGUUUUCUUGUGCAGAUCUGUUUUAGGUCCAGGUGGACGAAAUGGAGUUCCUGUUGUGAAAUCUGCUACUCUUGUCUUAACAAGGUCCUAUGAUGCUUUACGUGGAAGCCCUGCUUUGCUUAAAUUGAUCCCAGCAGCGGCUAUCAUUGCUUUUGCUGUUUGGGGUAUUGGGCCACUAUUGCGUCUCGGCAGGGUUAUUUUUCUUCGACGGAAUGAUAAUACUUGGAAGAAAAGUAGGUCCCACUAUGUCAUGACUUCUUACCUUCGGCCCUUGCUUCUCUGGACUGGAGUGAUACUUUUGUGCAGAGCAUUGGAUCCUGUAGUCCUACCUUCAGAAGCAAGCCAGGCUGUCAAGCAACGUCUUAUAAAUUUUACACAAUCGUUAUCAACAGUGCUGGCAUUUGCCUAUUGUUUGUCAAGCGAUACUUUUUGUUUACAGCUUAAUUCAACAAGCACAAAAGUUCUUUACGGAGACAAAUGACACAAGAAAUGUAUGUUUUCUUACUUUCUCAGUAGGCAACUCCUGUAUUUACUUGUUUUAAUGUUAUGUUUUCAUUAGGUCGUAUGCAUUCGUUUGCAUUCAUACUUUGUUUUGGCAAAAAUUAACUUUCCUUUUCAAUUUGCAGCA